Molecule: messenger RNA, 1869 nt
Organism: Achroia grisella
Lineage: Eukaryota; Metazoa; Arthropoda; Insecta; Lepidoptera; Pyralidae
Exons: 6
Coding region: 1-1305 (434 amino acids)
Source: RefSeq, a predicted model, not a curated record
AUGACUGAAAUUACACUUGAAUUCCUACAGGACCUCAUUAAGGAUGAUUAUCCUGAUGUAACAUUGCAGAGUUUUGAGGGGGCCCCAGGGUCCAAAAGGGGAGACAACUACACUUCAAUGCUUUACCGAAUAUCUUUAAAAGGAGUUCGCAAACACACAGAACCCGACGGCUCCAGCGAAAAAAACGAGUCCUGGAACAGCUCUAUUAUUUACAAACGUUUACCAGAAAGCAUACUAAUGAAAGAAGCUUUUAAAAGCGACGAAUUGUUCUGCAACGAAGUAGGGUUUUACAACAAAAUUUGGCCGGCACUAUCCUGCUUCCAAUUGUCGUGGAGGAAAUUAAAAAAUCCAUUCAAAUCUAUACCUAAAUGUUAUUUAGCUAAGAGUGAUUUGGUUAUUCUCAAGGAUUUGAAGCAACACGAGUUUGUAAUGCCUGAUAGAAGGCAAGGUUUGAGCAUAGAGCAAUGUUAUUUUGUUUUAAAACAUCUGUCGCAGUUCCACGCCUUGUCUUUGGCUAUGAAAUAUCAUAAUCCGGAGGUUUUUUAUGAGCUGUUGAAUGACAAGGAUGGAAUAUCGGAGGUAUUUUUCGUAUCAGAAAACGAAGAAUAUUACAAAAAUUACUACCAUGAGGCUGGACAGAACGCUAUAGCCAUGGUGGAGGAGGAGCUGAAGAACUCCGAGGACAAGGAGCUGUACCUGAACAAGCUACGACAGUUCUGCAGCGAGGACACCUUCUUCCAGAGGAUGGUGGAACUCGUCACACCCAGAGAGCCGAUAGCAGUGAUUUGUCAUGGCGACUGCUGGACCAACAACUUUCUGUUUCGAUAUGUUGAUGGAGACAUUGCUGAGAUGUACCUUGUAGAUUUCCAACUGGUUCGCUACGCUUCCCCAGCGCUGGACCUGGCGUACCUUAUGUACCUGUGUCUGGACCACCAGCAGAGGUCUGAACACCUGCCCUCCCUGCUGGAGUAUUACGUGGAUGAACUGCACAGAAGGCUGGUCGAGAUGAGCGAUGACGACUCCAUAUUCAACACCAGUUUGAAUCGCGACGCGUUGUAUGAAAUGUUAGAGGACGAGUUCAAACGCAGCAGCCAUUUCGGCCUCGGGAUGGCGUUGGACAUGUACCCCAUUAUGACGUGUGACAGUGACGAAGCUCCUAAUCUUUAUCAAGCUAAGGAAAGCGAAGUGGUAGCCUCCAAUGACUGCGUGAGUUUCCAACCAGUACCGGUAUGGACUUCCAACGAGGCCUGCCGGCGAAAGAUGACUGAACUUAUAAAAGAAAUCGUGGAUGGAGGACUCUUAUAGAAUAUACAUGUUACCAUAUAUAAGAUUGACGAAUUUCUUAGCAUUAUUUAAAUUAUUAACCGGGUCUUAACACGAAAAAUUUUAUGGCAAAUAAAGGUAUUUACCUCUCUCGACGUUUCGACUAGGUUGCACUAGCCGUGGUCACGAGCUGACUGGAGUAACAGCGAUGUCGAUGUAGAUAGGUGACAGCAGUUUUUUCUUCAUCUACCGUCACUAGAUUGUUCAAUGAAAGUUCGCGACACACAGCACUCACGGUAUCCGUACACUUAUUGACUAUUGAUGCUACUGAACUUUGCUUGAAUUUAUUUAUGACUGGAUUCCACGCAGAUGAUAAUUUUAAGCCAUCCUCUCUGUUGAAAUUGGGAUGUUUUUUAAUUUCAAUCGCCUACCGGACCAUUCGUGGGUAAUAGUGGCGAUCAGUAGAGAGGACCUUAGGCGCAUGUAGUUGAUGAAACGUCGAGAGAGGUAAAUACCUUUAUUUGCCAUAAAAUUAUUCGUGUUAAGACCCGGUUAAUAAUUUAAAUAAUGUAUAUUAAACACGAAAGUUUAGAAUUUCUUAGAAUC